Messenger RNA from Knipowitschia caucasica, 3792 nucleotides. The record is from the annotation of a GenBank genome assembly. NCBI's taxonomy places the organism in Eukaryota, Metazoa, Chordata, Actinopteri, Gobiiformes, Gobiidae.
AUGAGCAUAGUAAUUGCUCUUGGAGUCACUACGCCUGAAACGUCAUACUCAGACAUGGCCGCUGGAUCCGACCCUGAAUCAGUCGAAGCAAGUCCUGCAGUGAAUGAAAAGAACUUCAACCAUAGCUGCGGGAGUGCACAGAGUCAUGGGUAUCGCAGUCUACCGUAUGCUAUGCAGCAGUCUUCCGUUGUGUGUUGCCAAGAUCACAACUAUGGUGCGCCUCCGCCCCCCACGCCACCUGCUUCCCCACUGUCCCAAACAAUCAUUCCCCGCAUGGAGCUCAAUGGUGUGGUUAGAGCUUCUCGAUAUCAGAAAUCUCCUGAGGACAACUCCGCCGACAGUGACAGCUCUUCUGACGACGAGCCACCCAACUCAAGCUGGUGUCAGUGUAGUUUGACAGCAGACAAUAUCCUCAUCAAGUGUGACCACUGCAGGGACAUCGAGAGCUGUAAAAGAGAAAAGGGUCACACAAAUACCGAAAAUGUCUCUGAAGGAGAAAGCAGUGCUACUGAAAGUGGCGACGAAGAGGUCUCCCCUUCAACCGUGUCUUACACAGCCACUCAACACACGCCCACCAGCAUUAAACUCACGGUCAACAGAGUCAAAAGAAGCAAAUCCAAAAAGAGGAAGAAAAGCACGGAAAAAAGUCGUGGCGUAGCAAAGGCCAAGAAGGUCAAGGCUUUCAGAGAAGGUUCCAGGAAAUCCAUGCGAAUGAAGAAUUCAACAACAGAUGCGAGUGUGCUGGAUGAAAACACUUCGGAGGGGUGGGAAAAUAAAAUUCGCAAGUGGACGGACCAAUACGAGGAAGCACUGACCAAUCAGUACAGUGCAGAUGUACAGUCGCUCCUCCAGAACCGCUCUGAAGGCUCCCAGUCUCCCUUAUCACAGACCAGUCCAGCAGAGCUCUCGGACACUCUACACCAGAUAUCACUCUCCAGUAACAACACGGUCCUCGGCUCACAAAUGCAGCUCCAGUUGGGUCGUGUUACUCGUGUGCAGAAACACAGGAAGAUUUUAAGAGCGGCCAAGACUCUGGAGCCUGACACCCUCAUUAUCGAGUACCGCGGUAAAGUAAUGCUCAAACAACAGUUCGAAGUCAAUGGCCACUUCUUCAAAAAACCCUACCCAUUUGUGCUCUUCUAUUCAAAGUACAAUGAUGUAGACAUGUGUGUUGAUGCGCGGACAUUCGGUAAUGAUGCCCGGUUUAUCAGGAGGUCUUGCACACCCAAUGCUGAAGUCCGACAUAUGAUUUCUGAGGGGAUGAUUCACUUAUGCAUCUUUGCUGUUAGUCAAAUCACUAAGGAUUCUGAGGUUACCAUUGGGUUUGACUUUGAAUUUAACAGCUGUAAUUACAAAGUGGACUGCGCUUGCCACAAGGGGAAUGAGAACUGCCCAGUACAGAAACACAACCUGAAGCCCACAGAUUUGCUGAGUCCACCAUCCCUUUUACCGCCUGCUCCUUUGAUUGGAGCAGAAACGAGGAGAAGAAAGGCCCAAAGGAAAGGGCAAGAGGGCUCCAGUGGUGACACUAGCUUGUCUACGGAAGCCAAAGAUACACUAGGAGUCAGCGAUACUGAGGAGAAACCCUCAGAAGAACUGAAGCCUGAUGAGAAGGAUAUGGAGCUGUUUGAAAACGGAGUGCCUGGCCCUAGUAAUAAAACACCUAACAAUGCAGAGAAAAGACGGCGAAAAGCAGGCUUUGCAGAGUUGAAAGAGGAAUGUGUAGAAGCGGAUUCUCGGAGCGUCGCUGUUGGAAGUCAAGCCACUCCAACCACUGGAGUUGGGAUGAGCACACGACGCACCACCUACGUCACAGACCCAACUCCAGCUGAUGAGAAGACUUCUCUCAGCGUUCUCCCCCCCCCUGUUCCAGCUAAACCUGCACGACCUGCAAAGCCCAGGCCCAAAAGUCGAAUGUCCCGUUAUCGCUCGACUUCAUCACAACGAGCACGUCGUCAGCGCCAGGCUCUGGCUCAGCAAGCGGCGGCAGCAGCUGCAGCAGCAGCCGCAGCAGUGGCAGCUUCUGGUGCACUUGUUGAUCAGGGUGCUGCUCAAGAAGAGGAGGCAUCUCAGGGCCCCUAUGGUGCAGAACAGGGAGAAGGGUUCCUUGGUUCAGUGGGCCUUUUUGAUGAAGGCCAAGGUCCGAACUGUAUCCACAGAGGCAAUUUCCGCUACCCGAAGACCAAGAAGUACUUGGUGACUGAGUGGUUGAAUGACAAAGUGCCUGGAGGUGAGAAGAUGUUCCAGGAGUUUCCAGUGGAGCGUCCUUUGAGGAUAACCACAGACCCAACCGUUCUGGCCACCACUUUGAACAUGCUGCCCGGUCUGUCUCACACAUCCAUGAUCUGUACAACUCCCAGACAAUACAUCCGCUUUGGUUCACCCUUCAACCCUGAAAGACGCAGACCCCGUCCGCUCCAGAUGGAUGGCACUUAUGGCUGUUACAAGAAGAGGUGGAUAAAGCAGAUGGAAGAUGAGAGCUGCUCCGUCAGUGUUGAAGACGGAACAGAGUCCACCCUGUCUCAGAAAAGUACAAGUAGCAGGUCAACUCCCAAUCCACUGCCCACUGAAGGUAGUGCACCAAUUAAAAAGCGCAGAUCAAAGUAUCUGACUGAAUCAACACCAGCAAACACCUCGGAUCAUUUACUCCGGCCGCUGUCGCCCAUAACUCCCCCUCCUCCAGACAACCAUCUUCUGCUCCACACGGCUUGUCUUUCUAACGGCCUCUUCUCCCCUUUGCCCUCACUGCCAACGAGUCGCUGUAACACCCCACUGCAGUUUGAGAACAUAUCGUCACCAGAGGCAUCUCCAGUCCACAGGCCGGAGUCCAUAUCUCCUGAGCCAUGUGUGCAAACGGACUAUGACAUUUCUCGACCGCAGUUUUUGGAAGUGUCGCUCUCCUCCAGCCUGGAGAGUCCAGCAGCUGUCAUGUCCGAUGAAUACUCCCUACCUGGAGGUGCUUUAGGCCCUGAUUCUCAAGGCCCAACACUUGGAACAAAUUCAUUGAACCAAGCCUCUUGUCUGUCAUCGGACCAAAGCCGGGAGCAAAAUUUCAAGACUGAAUUCAAUCUCAUUUAUACCUGUUCACCUCUCAAUGCAAACCUGGGGAACGCUGGCCCGUCCGACCAGCGGCUCCCGAAAGCAGAAUGCUUUUCCCCUGCCGACUCUCUUCACAGCUCUCUGAGUGGGCAUGGCCUCAUGGGGGACCAUGGGUCUAUGUCUCCGUAUGGGGAUACUCUUUAUGGGGGAAUGUACCCAGACAGUGGCACGCCACCUCACAUGGGCAACCAGCCUCAAAAAAAGAAGAGGGCCAAGCAGUCACCCAUUAGUCUGGUGACAGGGAAGACACAUUACCAGGCUAUAGCUGUAAGAAGUGAAUACAAGAAAGUUCAAAAUAUGGUGUCUUUGCUCGAGUACCGGAAAAGGAAGCGGAGCUGUGGUCGAGACCCCGAGUCCUUAAGUGCCACACACACGCCCAUUAGCAACCAUUACAUCCAGGACACUCAUCACACUCAGCGGCCCCAGCAUCGGGCCUCCCCUCACCCCUACCCCCCCUCUGCUCCGCCUUACUCCAGCCCCCACACAGAGGCAGUCAGCCCCUCGGAACCACAGACCCCCGUCUCGUCCCGACACCAGGACAACCAGUGGAUGGUUCCGACGAGCGUUGAACGUCUAAGAGAAGGGCAAGGCGUUCUGGAGCGAGUGCUGAGGAGCAUCAAGAGUGAGCGCACCUACAAGCAUGGUGACGGUUCAAGUGACAAAGAAUGUGUCUACAGAGAGCCAGCGGACUGA